AUGUUGAAUAGAGGCGGCAGUUCAGCUUUCAGCCUCUAUUGUGAUCCUAGGGAGAUGAUUCUUGUAGUCUGCAAGAAUGGCGUUCUUGGAGAAGCUGUAGGCGCUGCUAAUUGCGAGGUUUUGAGGACGGCCUUGGGCUUCAAUGCCCACAAUACUUGGUUCGCCUUGUUCACCAAGAUAUCUCCAAUAUUCCUCCUUCGUCUUGGUUAUGUUCAAAGAGGGCUUCUCUUUCCCAAACCAAAUUCAAAGAUUGAACUUGUCUCACGUUUGAAAACUUCUCUUUCUGUUGCUCUCGAUCAUUUUUAUCCUUUUGCUGGUCAACUAGUCAAGGUAAAAAACGAGGACGACGACCAUACUGUCUCUUUUUUUGUCAACUGCGACGGUGGUGGUCCCGGGGUCAAAUUUGUUCACGCCAAGGCUGAAAAGAUCUCUAUCGGUGAUGUCCUUCGAUACGGUUCAGUCGAAAAUGGGUUCUUGAGUUCCUUCUUCCCUGCUUACGGGAUCAAGAAUUAUCAAGGUGUGUCAAACCCGUUACUUAUGGUUCAAGUAACCGAGAUGAAAGAUGGAUUUUUUAUUGGUGUUAGUUAUAAUCACACCGUCGCUGACGAUAGCUCAAUAUGGAUGUUCAUCAAGACAUGGUCAAAGAUUUGUUCAAAAGAUUCAAGAAUCGUCGGACGCCCUAAUCUUCUUCUCAAUGAUUGGUUCUUUGAUGGGAUUGAUUAUCCGAUCAAUAUUCCAGAUCCUGAAAUAGAAGCACCUAGUAGUGAUGUUAGUUCAAGACCAACCGUUUUACAAGAAAUUGCCUUUCAUGUAACAAAUGAGAAUGUUUUGAGACUGAAAGCUAAAGCCAACGAUGAAGCUGGAUCUACUGAUGUGAAUAUAUCUUCUCUCCAAGCCGUGUUAGCACAUAUAUGGGGUUCAACGGUUAGGCUUGAACCUUGA
This is a messenger RNA of Microthlaspi erraticum, 942 nucleotides long. Lineage: Eukaryota; Viridiplantae; Streptophyta; Magnoliopsida; Brassicales; Brassicaceae. The record is from the annotation of a GenBank genome assembly.